Molecule: messenger RNA, 603 nt
Organism: Salvia miltiorrhiza (redroot sage)
Lineage: Eukaryota; Viridiplantae; Streptophyta; Magnoliopsida; Lamiales; Lamiaceae
Exons: 1
Coding region: 1-603 (200 amino acids)
Source: RefSeq, a predicted model, not a curated record
AUGAAGCAAGGGGCUGAGGCAAAAGUUGUACGCUUAGAUCAGGGACGCCUCUAUUACAAGUGCAAGCACUCUGAUAAGUGCAAGUUCGAUGUGCGUGCAUCUUGUCACGGCGGAGGGAUGUGGGGAGUGCAUAAGUUUAAAGAGCACUCUUGCCAAGGGGAAUUGGGCAUUUUGAAACGAAUAAAGGCACAUUCGAAUGUGGUUGCAGCUUAUGUGGAAAAAAGAAUACGCGAUGACGGAGAGGUCAUUAAGCCGAAAUCUAUUAUGGCAGAGUUGUUACGUGAAUUUGGCGUCAGAAUCAAAUAUGAUGUCGCGCUGCGUGCAAGAAAUCUCAGCUUAGAGAAGAUAUACGGUCGAAUUGAUGAUUCGUUCCUUCUUCUGCCCAAAUAUUUGUAUACCCUAAGUCAAGCGAAUCCAGGCACCGUGAUGGAUUUGGAAGUAGACGAAAACAACCGGUUCAAACAUCUGUUUCUUGCUCUUGGGGCUUCCAUCACACCUUUCUUCUUUUCGCUUCGACCAGUGAUUGUGGUCGACGGCACACACUUGAAGGGGAAGAACAAUGGUAUUUUGUUCGUCGCCGUGACAAAAGACGCAAACGAGUAA